UAACGGUUUAUAAGCCUAACUACAUAAUUUAGUUAGGCAGUAGCAUAAUAUAACGUCUUUGCUUAGCACACUACUCUAUUAGUCAUUGACCAAAUAACUUGCCAGUCGCCAGAUGUAAGCAGUCGAUCGACAUUAAUUUCCAAUACAAGUAUCUAGUUCUUAUCUAUGAAAAAGGUGAAAAGCAUUUAUCUCAAAAAGUAGUAUGUAGUACGGAUUUAAAUACCUGGUAUUUCUACGAGCCAUGAAGAUAAACAUAUCUUACUAUAACCUCAUCUAAGAAGUUUUAUCUAAGUUUGAUUUUAUUGUUAUAAAUAUUUAUUCAACAAAUCCCAUAUACUGUUGCCAAAAUGUUUGUUGGUUACUCUAAAGAACGAUUUAUGUAUCACAACACAUUACUCUGUUUAGUGAGAUCACUGGAAGAUAAAAAAAUAACAAUAGACCUAAGAAAUGACACAUAUGUUUGUGGAGAUCUAGUAUCUGUUGAUGGAUACAUGAAUCUUUCACUAAAUAAAGCUGUGUAUUGUGACCCACAAGGAAAUGAAUAUUUUUUUGAACAUUUAUUUGUCCAAGCUCGAAAUAUUCGAUACAUUCAUAUUCCUGAAUCAGUCUCCAUAAUAUCGUCUAUAAAACAAGAGCUGCAUUGCAAUAAACAUGUUCCAAAAGAAAAACCUACAGCCAAAUCAAGAAAAGUUCAAAAGGCACAAAAGCUGCACAUGGAGAUAGUAGCAUCAUUAAAUACUGAUAAUACUGUUAAAUUGUCUGAGUAAAAUGUAAUAAAUGAGAAAAUGUAUUUUACAAAA
Molecule: messenger RNA, 800 nt
Organism: Zerene cesonia (dogface butterfly)
Lineage: Eukaryota; Metazoa; Arthropoda; Insecta; Lepidoptera; Pieridae
Product: U7 snRNA-associated Sm-like protein LSm10
Exons: 5
Coding region: 348-767 (139 amino acids)
Biological process (GO): mRNA 3'-end processing by stem-loop binding and cleavage
Cellular component (GO): nuclear body; cytoplasmic U snRNP body
Molecular function (GO): U7 snRNA binding; histone pre-mRNA DCP binding
Source: RefSeq, a predicted model, not a curated record